Messenger RNA from Andrographis paniculata, 897 nucleotides. Its product is annotated as CRIB domain-containing protein RIC10-like. Lineage: Eukaryota; Viridiplantae; Streptophyta; Magnoliopsida; Lamiales; Acanthaceae. The transcript has 5 exons. Bases 262 to 699 code for a protein of 145 amino acids. The record is from RefSeq and is a predicted model, not a curated record.
CUCUCUGCAACUCUUUUUUCUCCAAGGCAUCGGUCGCCUAAUUUGCCCCCAAAUCGCCUCUCACUGUCGCCAUCACCCAAUCUUGAAACCUUGAGCAAAAUCCCCAUUUUCUUUGUUUUCUCCAAUUCCACACCCUUCCUUUCUUUCUGCUUUCAGUUGAUUGACUUCUAUUUCAAUGUUGGAAGAGAGAUAGGUUUUUUAAUCCAUUUCCUCUCCAUUAUUAGGUCUUCGCGCAGGUAUUGUAAAGCUCUGCGGCGUGCAAUGUUUCCACAACACAGAGGAGAAAGGCUGAAUUGGAUGAACAGUUUCACAAUCAGAGGGAUUUACAAAGGAUUCAAAUACACACUUUCUCAAAUCUUUGUAGUGAAAGAUCGUGAAAUCGAGAUCGGAUACCCCACGGAUGUUAAGCAUUUGACACACAUAGGGUGGGAUGGUUCGGCAGGGGGUGCCCCUAGUUGGAUGAGUCAAUUCAAGACUGGACCUGAGUUUGCUACGUCGUCUGUCGCUGCAUUUUCACCAUUGUCGUCGUCAUCCAAAGAGUUCAAGAAUGAGAUGGAUAAAGACGUCCCGGCGACAGAACUUGGUCACACGAAAAAGAAGACCAAGUGGAAGAAGAGUAGGCCAAAUUCAUCGCCAACAAAGUUGAAAGUCGACAUUCUUGAAGGCGUCGCAAAGCCAAACAACAUUGAAGUUGCAUAGAAACCACUCUUACUCUGCUGCAUUACAUGGAAAUCCCGACGAUUAGAAGACUUAGGAAGUUUGCUUAGCAUCGAUGGCGAUGUAAGAAAAAACUAAGCUUUCUUUGCAUUUACGUCGGUUUUGGUUUGUCAAAAGAUCCUCUGCAAUAAUAAUAGAAGUUGCAGCUGUUGGUGUACUUGUAAUACUACAUUUGAUUGA